CUGUGUUCUGAGGCCCUUUUAGGAGCUUUGGAGGAGGCAGCGGUGUGUCUUUCUGAGGGGCUUGAGAAGCCCAAAGGCAGCCUCCUCCUCUUCGUCACGAAAAGUUUGCAGGCCCCUCAAGUUCCCGACGAAGAGUUGUGGGCCUCAGUUCCCAGGCCUCCCCAAGGCAGCCAGGCCGGCUCCGAGGGAGGCUCGCCUCGCCUCCUGGUUCUUUUCCCCGCCUCCCUCCCUCCUCGUCCCGCUCCGGGGCCUCCUCCUCCUUCUUCUUCGUCCUCCUCAGUCGAAGGAAGGCGAAGAAGGAGCUUGGCGCGCAAAGGGAAGGCGGGCGCCAUGAGGGCCCCGAGUCCGGCGAGGAGGAGGAGGAGGAGGGAGGCGCUUCCCUUCCCGGACGGCUUCCAACUCGGGCUGAGCCCGGACCAAAGAGGGACGCCGCCGAGGAGAGCCAUUUAAAGGGCUCCGCUGCUGCUGUUGCUGCUGCUGCUGUUUGGGCUUUGCUUCCCUUCCCCGAAGGAGCCUUGAGGACUAGCGCCAUGGCCGGCACUCCGGACAACGCCGCCACCGACGACGACGUCCCCCUCAUCCUGACCCUCGAGGAGAACCGGGAAAAUGGAGGCAACUAUGACUUGGUCAACGACACACACAGCCCAGCUGCUGGGGACUGCUAUCCGCGACAGACUUGUGGAAGACACAACUGGGAUAUGAACUACCAAGAGUCAGCAAUCUACCUCCAGGAAGGAGAGAACAACGACAAGUUCUUCACACACCCCAAGGAUGCCAAAGCGCUGGCUGCCUACCUCUUUGUACACAAUCAUCUCUUCUACCUAAUGGAACUGACCACAGCCUUGCUGCUCCUGCUGCUGUCCCUCUGUGAAGCCCCUGCAGUCCCCAUGCUCCGCCUCGGCAUCUAUAUCCAUGCAACCCUGGAGCUGCUUGCCCUAACAGUUGUGGUGUUUGAGCUCUCUAUGAAAAUGAGAUGGUUGGGCUUCCACACUUACAUUCGGCACAAAAGGACCAUGGUUAAGACCAGUGUCCUGUUGCUGCAGUUUGUGGAGGCAAUAGUAGUGUUGGUGCGGCAGACAUCCCAUGUGCGGAUCACGAGAGCCCUGCGAUGUAUCUUCCUGGUUGACUGCCGUUACUGUGGCGCUGUUAGAAGAAACCUGCGACAGAUCUUUCAGUCUCUCCCUCCAUUCAUUGACAUUCUCCUUCUGCUGCUUUUCUUCAUGGUCAUCUUUGCAAUCCUUGGGUUUUAUUUGUUCUCCCCCAACAAAUCGGAUCCUUAUUUCAACACCUUAGAGAACAGCCUUGUGAAUCUCUUUGUUCUUCUGACCACUGCAAACUUUCCAGAUGUCAUGAUGCCCUCUUAUGCCCGAAGCCCCUGGUCCUGUGUCUUUUUUAUUGUGUACCUUUCCAUUGAGCUCUACUUCAUCAUGAAUUUGCUACUUGCUGUUGUGUUUGAUACUUUCAAUGAUAUUGAAAAGAUGAAGUUCAGAUCCUUGCUGCUUCACAAGCGCACAGCGAUUCAACAUGCCUAUCGCCUGCUUGUCAGUAAACAGAGACCUGCUGGAAUUUCGUUCAAGCAGUUCGAUGGGCUGAUGCGCUUUUACAAACCUCGGAUGACCACUCGAGACCGUUACCUUACUUUCAAAGCACUGAAUCAAAGCAAUACACAUUUACUCAGUCUAAAGGAUAUGUACAGUUUCUAUGAAGUUGUUGGUUUAAAGUGGAAGGCAAAAAGGAACCGGGAACAUUGGUUUGAUGAUCUUCCACGGACUGCAUUCCUUAUUUUUAAAGGCAUUAACAUACUGGUGAAUUCCCGAGCUUUCCAGUACACCAUGUAUACUCUGGUGGCAGUGAAUGGCCUUUGGAUCUUAGUGGAAACCUUUAUGCUACGAGAUGGAAUCUUCUCCCGGGAUGUCCCUUGGAGUUACAUUGUUUUCCUUACAAUUUAUGGGGUAGAGGUGUUACUGAAGACCACUGGAUUGGGACCUGUGGAGUACCUCUCCUCUGGUUGGAACCUCUUUGAUUUUUCAGUCACCGUAUUUGCAUUCUUGGGUCUUUUGGCUCUGGCAUUUGACAUGGAGCCAUUCUACUUCAUCGUAGUGCUCCGGCCUCUGCAGUUACUCAGGCUCUUUAAGCUGAAGAAACGUUAUCGGAACGUCCUGGAUACUAUGUUUGAGCUGCUUCCUAGGAUGGCCAGUCUAGGUUUAACAUUGCUCAUCUUCUAUUACUGCUUUGCCAUCAUUGGUAUGGAGUUCUUCUCAGGAAAACUCUACCCAAACUGUUGCAACACCAGCACAGUAGCCGAUGCCUAUCGCUGGGUGAACCACACUGUUGGGAACAGGACAGUAAUGGAAGAAGGCUACUACUAUCUCAACAACUUUGACAACAUUCUGAACAGCUUUGUUACUCUGUUUGAAUUGACAGUCGUCAAUGACUGGUACAUCAUCAUGGAAGGGGUAACAUCAGAGACAUCUCACUGGAGUCGCCUCUACUUCAUGAUUUUUUAUAUCGUGACUAUGGUUGUGAUGACAAUAAUUGUUGCCUUUAUAUUGGAGGCAUUUGUGUUCCGUAUGAAUUACACCCGGAAGAACCGAGAUUCAGAAGAAGAUAGUGGCAUCAUAUUUGAGAGGGAAGUCUCCAAGGAAGAAAUUACAGCUGUAGCAGAGAUGUAUGGAAGGACUUGCGGUGUUUCGGCUGCUGGCCAGCUGCUCAGGGUCAUUUCCCAGAUGGACCGGCACCAACAAACAUCCAUGCUUUUCCUGGGGCGGCGAUCAAGGACCAAAAGUGAUUUAAGUAUGAAGAUGUACGAGGAAGAAAUAGAGGAAUGGUAUGAAGAGCAUGCCCGGAAAGAAGAAAGGCAGUUUCCUUGGCGAGGGGGCAGCGAGAUGCUCAGCCAACCCUCAGGCUUGCGCCAGCGCUCUCAAACCAUUAUCUAGCUUCUCCUCCUCUGCAUUAACCACCUCCUACUUCACUUUGCCAUCUUUGUGUUGACUUAAUGCCUAGUGGAGCCUGGUAGAACAUCUCCUGGAACUUUUUGGAAGAAGAGCCAUCUAGUUCUUCUGCAAAAGCCUGCUGCUGUCUUGAUUCCUGCCAGGCACCUUGGCAUGAUGGGCAUUGAAGGCAGAACUCAGAAGGGUAGCAAGGUGGGUGUAGCUGGUGGUACCCGCUCAUGAGUUCCCAGCUGUUCGGACUUCAGUUCCCCAAAGUCCCAGUCAGCACAGCCACUGGUCAGGAAUUCUGGGCGCUAUAGUCCUAAAUCAUCUGGGGUCCCAAAACUAGGACACACUGCAAUAUAGCAAAGAAGGAUUCCAGUCCAUGGCCCCCUGCAACCCUUUAGUGCUUACACUUAUUUUGAUGGGAAAUGAAUUGACCUCACUGUGGUGAAAGGGAAGUUUCUGCCUCUUCACUUGCCAGACCACUAACUAGUCAAAGCAACAAAUCUUUGUGUAGCCUUUUGGGGCCAGUUUAGAUAUCACAAAUGUAGGCAAAGAAGUCUUAAAAGUGUUUUCCCUUAACCUCUGAAUGCCAUUUCAAACUUUGCAACACCACGUAGGCCAUGUGGAGUAGCAAACUUGACACAAGGCAGCAGUAAGAUAGCUUCUAGGAACAUACAUCCACACUGCAGAACAUCCCUGUAAGCUCUGUUAAUACGCAGUUUUUUGGCUGCAUCACUAAUUCAACUUGUCUCUCAAUUUGCACUGUAACUUUUUUGGGGGGGUGUCUUUUUUAAAGAAAAUAAGCUAGUAAUUAAUUCCAGAAGCUACUUUCUUCCAACAUGUUGCAAGCUGGAAGGAAAACCAACCUCAGUAUGGGGCAUCCCCUUCUAACUCUUCUCUCCUUAGCUUCCUCCGACACCCUUAACUCCAAAGACAAUCAUGUGUAGGGAUGAAACCUUGGGAGGGUUUCGUAUGCUAGGAGUUUGUAUGGCCGUUAUAAGAAUGUCUGAAACAGUAUUAUAUAGAUGUUUCCAGGCGCAAUUAAAUAAAACUUUUUUCAGCAUUA
Molecule: messenger RNA, 4002 nt
Organism: Sceloporus undulatus (fence lizard)
Lineage: Eukaryota; Metazoa; Chordata; Lepidosauria; Squamata; Phrynosomatidae
Gene: TPCN1
Product: two pore segment channel 1
Exons: 27
Coding region: 531-2936 (801 amino acids)
Biological process (GO): monoatomic ion transport; transmembrane transport
Cellular component (GO): lysosomal membrane; endosome membrane
Molecular function (GO): monoatomic ion channel activity; voltage-gated channel activity
Source: RefSeq, a predicted model, not a curated record